Molecule: messenger RNA, 1617 nt
Organism: Rodentolepis nana
Lineage: Eukaryota; Metazoa; Platyhelminthes; Cestoda; Cyclophyllidea; Hymenolepididae
Source: the annotation of a GenBank genome assembly
AUGGGUGAGCUAACAGGACCUUCCAGUACUGAUUCUCCACGCAGUAGUCCGCACAGUAGUCCACAUAGCCCUUCUUCAAUCAUUCCACAAGUUUCCUCAGCAUUUCUCUACAAUUCCAUGAUUUCGGCAACACACGCCAACGGUAAACUUUCACAAUCGCCCCCUCCUCCAAACUUAAUGGAAGAUGAUGAAAUGGACAGCUGUAGUACAACUUUCUAUCGGUCUAGCACUGGGGAGACUCGCAAGGCGCGAGAAUUCAUUCCUGAUAGCAAGAAAGAUGAGAAGUAUUGGGAGAGGCGGAGGAAGAAUAAUGAGGCUGCAAAGCGGUCGAGAGAGAAGAGACGACAAAAUGAUGCAAUGAUGGAGCAUGAGAUUGCAGAAUUGAAACAGCAGAAUGAAAUCCUAAUGAGAGAGAAUUGUGCCCUUCUAAGGGAAAUUGCUUCUUUGAAGGGAAAAGAUCCAGCAUGUGUGGAGACACCCACUCCACCUAUUCAACAAAUUCCAUCUUCCGCGAAUGGUGUCAUUUCAACACUGGAUCUCAUCGGCUUGCAACGACUCCUAACAACAUUCUCGAAUAAUUCUGCAAAUGGAAUAACACCUUUACCGGCGAUGGUGGAUCACUCCGUUGUCAAUGGUUCCGGUUUGGAUGAGACUCCGUUAGAUUUGUCCGGUGGGAAGAUUCCAAUGAUGGUGAAGCAGAGUUGUCUUCCAUCCCCAGACUCCCAAUCGGUAGGCAAUGUUAAUCAAAUUGGAAAACUUACUGAACUGGCGGUUCUCACAUCAACUUCACCGCAGAUAACAGCAGACGGCAGCUAUAGUACAAAUCGUCCUCAAUCAGUCAGCUGGAACUCAACCCCGAAUCCUAUUACUCCACCGGCUUGCAAUGGUCUUCAAGCUCUUAUUUCCGCUGCUGCUCUAACUGCGUCUCCACUGAUGGGUGAGACUAAUUGCAAUAUUGUGACCAAUGUCGGUCAUACUACAAAUCCAGGCGCAGCAAAACCAACCUGGGAUAUCCAUCAAGCAUCACCUUGCCUCCCCUUGGGUUUCCAACCAUUGCCACAGCAGAAGAUGGAAGCUUCUAGCGAUUUGGCCCCCAGGAGGAGGAAUGGUAGCAUUCGGUCUCCUUCUAGUCAAUACGACGAUGAACGAUAUAGAGAACGUAGACGUAAGAACAAUGAGGCAGUUCGAAGAUGCCGCGAAAACAAGAGGGCGCGCCUUUCAAUGCGCGAUGAAGUCACCGGUCGUCUCCAGUCGGAUAACAUUCUUCUACGCUCCAAGCUUGAUGGCCUUAAUUCUGAAGUAAGAGCCUUGCGUCACCUUCUGCUGGCUGGACAGCAGCAGGCCAAUGGUCAACAAGUUGUAAAUGAAGAACAGCCUCAAGUAGAAAACAGUGUAGAGUGCCAAAUUACCACCACCGAGCCACAGCAGAUUCAACCCGAUGAAGAGAAGCCUCAGCUGAAGUAUGCUCUUCCCAAAAAAGGCAUUCCACGUGUCCCUACCAACGCCAGUGUCCCUAUCAAUCAUCUAUCCUCUCUCAAACGCCGAAUAACUCUUCCACCAACCUUCAAUCCCCUCGCGUCUAUUCAAUUUGAAGGGGCUAGUGGUAUUACAAAUUGA